GGCGGGAGGAAGACGUGGAGCGGGUCGGGAACGGCGCUUCCAGUGCUGGAGGAUUUCACGCCGCUUUCGCCUUCUUGCCCCUUUCCUCCCCUCCCCCGCCGGGCGCUCGGAGCUCCUCUGCCCCGCUUUCGGGUCUCCGUAUCUGCCCGUGGGUUCCUUCCCCAGGGAAGCUGUGGCAUCUUCCUGUCGGUUUUGUUCCGCAGCGGAAAUCCCAGCGUUGUUGUUUGGCAGAAUCUCUCUUUAGAUUGCAUAAUUGCUCCAAUUGUCUCCCUCUGACAUUUCCUGUCAUCCUCGGAUUGGGAAGCUCGGAAGGUAGGCAGCGCUGAGAGGAGAAUGGGAAACAAAAGGGAGGAACGUCUGCGCCUUUGAAGGUGGCAGUGCUGUGACAGCGCUGCGCUCCUCCUGGCUGACAGAACCUGCUCUGUGCAGACUGGGAAAUGCCUGUCUGCUUUGUGCUGGGAAAGGCAGAGGAGAGGGAAAAGUGGCACGAGUGCAGAAGGUGGAACAUUGCAGAUCCUCCGUGCUGUGGGGCGAUGUUAUCGAUGAGAGCUGUGUGCAGUUUAUCUCAGCUGUGCUUAUCAGCACGUGUGGUUUGUCUCCUCGUUUUGGUCACUUUAGGAUCUCUCUUAUUGAGCCGUGGUUUGUUCCUGUGUAGCCUUGCUGCGAUGCCAUCUGAGAUGUUACUGGGCACAGCCUUGUGUGGGGAAAUGAGUGAGAAUGGGAGAGGUGAGCAGAGCUGGGAAGGCUGCAGUUGUGGGACAGCACGGUGAUGUUACACUGUGACCAUGGAUGGGCUGGGAUUCAGACCUGCUGCUCUCUGUGAGUAGUGGGGGCGAGGAGAAGCCUUUGAAACAAGGGGAGCAUUUAGGGAUGAGGGAACACCAAGAAGCUCAUUUCCUACCUGCGGUGCCAACAUCUGGUUUGCAGUGAAAGGCUGCAGUGUGGCAGCUGGGCAGGAUGACCUUUUUAUCCCUUGUUUGUCAGAGCAAAAAGUCCAGGUUUAUCCCAGGACUGCUUCUUCUGGAUGCGACCCUUUUACGUGGGAACACAGAGCUGGUAAAGCACGGAGCCUGAGCGCCCUAUGGAAGAGCCAACCCUGGGUCUGCUUGUCAGGGCAGCACGGCUCCAGGUGUGGCUUUUCCCCAUCAUUGGCCAUAUGGGCAUCUGCACGUCGACGGGAGUCAUUCGGGACUUUGCGGGGCCGUAUUUUGUCUCAGAAGACAACAUGGCGUUUGGGAAGCCAGUGAAGUACUGGAAGCUGGAUCCUGGCAAAGUUUACUCCAGCAGCCCCAAUGCGUGGGACACGGCUGUGCACGACGCCUCGGAGGAGUACAAGCACCGAAUGCACAACCUUUGCUGUGAUAACUGCCAUUCUCACGUGGCUCUGGCCUUAAACUUGAUGAGAUACGACAACAGCACCUCCUGGAACAUGGUCAAACUCUGCUUCUUCUCGCUCCUCUAUGGGAAGUACGUAAGCAUAGGGGGAUUUGUGAAGACCUGGCUUCCCUUUGUCCUCUUCCUGGGCGCCAUCCUGACGGUCGUUCUGACGCUUCACCUGCGGUGAUAACAGCUGUGAGCUCCCAUCCCGUGGGCACACGAAGGAGGGAACUGCGAUGCUUGGCUCAGUGAGGCGGGCACAGCAUUGCCCUGGGAAGGCUGCAGUCCCACUCCACUGUCACAGCCCAUCCUCGUUUCCUGGAACUGCCUCCUUACCCUCCUGUUUCUGUUCUGUCUCUGCUGUGUCUCAGUGCCGGGCUCCCGAAGCCUCCUGACUUCUUGAAUUUGGUCCCUCUGCGAUUUGGCAGUUGGGAAAGGAGAGGUGUGGGCACCUUUGCUUUCAGCCCAGGCAGAGCCUCAAGGCAAACCCCGCCUGCUGGUUCAGGAACGCCAGUGGUUUCACCUCCUCCCAUCCCCUCUUCCUUCCUCCUGCUGCACUUCAUCAGAUGCUUCCUUAGAUUUCCAGCCUCCGAGGAGGGGCUGCGUCCCUCUUGCACGACUCUCCCUUAGCACAAGGUUUGGAGAGGAGGUUUGGGGCUCCUGCUGGGGGUGUGCAUUGCCACAGCACGUGCUGCCAGUCCCCAGCAGUGAUAGAAAGGUGUUGGUGGCUCAGCACCCUGAGGAGGAUCGCUCUGUGGCAGAGCAGAUCCAUCUGGUCCUGCUGGUGAGCCCAGAAAAGCAGGAAAGUAGAUGGACCGGCUUGGGUACGGCUCGUAGCAGCCUGCACGCUUUCAGCAGCACGUUGCAGAGCUGGGAGUCUGCUGCCAAAUCCCUUUUAGCUUCUGCCAGAGAAAAUACAGCUUCCCUGCUUCUCCUGGUGCUCUGAGUGCCUGAAGUUGUCACUGCGCUUCUCACGAGCUCCUUCACUUUCCUUUGAGCCUCCAUGCUUUGCAUGUCACCAAAUCCCUGCCUGCAGAGGUGGCAGCGGGUGGGUGCUGCUGGGCCAGAAGGCUUCGUGUAGGGCUGUGAUGGCAUCCAUGCCUCCAGAGCAGCACCUGAGCCCUGAGCUGGAGAUGUAAGGGGAGGCAGAGGGCCUGGCAGGCAGGCUGCUCUUCUUGGGCUUUGCAGCAGCAAGCAGGGCACUGGUUUUCCUCUGGGAGCAGGAGGGCUCUCAGCGGUGCGUUUUGCACAGCAGCUUGGGGUAAAACUUCACAGGACUGGCUUGGGUGUGAGGAAUGCUGUUCUCACGGUGCUGGGAUCUGAUGGCCCUCCUGUGCCCCGGCUCAGGCAGUGCUGGGGGAUGGGAGCGCUGAGCUGAGGGGGUUUGGGUGCGGGAUCUCUGAGGCGCUGGCCUUGUGCUGCUUUCUGUGGGGCCGGCAGCCAGGCUGCUUUCUGCAGGUGUUGCUGGAGGUGAUGUGCCAUCAUCAGAUCCCUCUGAUGGCAGAGGGAGGUUUGCUUUUCCCCACGUGUCUCAUCGGCCAGCUCUGUACUCCACUGUGUGCUGCAUUUCAGUCUCAAGUGCCCGUGGCUCUUCUUGUCUGCACGCCACCCCUGUGUCACCCUGACAUUAAAGCCCUCUCCAGGUCCCUGCUGGCUCCUUCUGUGCCUCCCCCCUGCUUCCCCCUCUUUGCUCCCCAGCUGCACAGGGUCUCCCCUUGGCCGUCUCUGUAUUUCCUCCUCUCCCAUGGUCCUGUUUCAACAUCUCCUCGCUCCCCUCCCUUCUCCAUGCCCCCCAGCUGUCUGUGUCACCUCCUGCUGGCGCUGUGCAGACCUCAGCGCCCACCCCCACGUCCCCCCACCCGGAAUUGAUGCUGUCUCUGUGCUCUGUCACCUCCUGCCCAGUGCAGAGCGGGCUGCAGGGCCGAGAUCUCCAUCGGAGAGAACCUGACGAGGGAAGCGUGGAGCCUUGCUGAGCUGCCCUGCCUGGCUGUGGGCCGAUGUGCCCCAGGUGGAUGGGAGAGAUGAGUGCCAGCGUGCCCCAAUUCUGAAUGGAAGUCUGAGACCCUCCAAGGACGUGCCAGGAGCCGUGGGCUGAAGCCAACCAACCCAUCUGAUGCAGUAGCAAUAACCUAGAGACUCACAGGGCCGCGUCCCCGUGCGUUAGAGAUAAGCUGUACGAGCAUUGCCAAAGCUGAGGAGCUGCUGGGGGAGGCUGGGAUCCCCGCUCUGGGAUCCUUGACAACGUCCAGUGCCAUUCCCAGUGCUUUUGUACCAAAUCUGAGUUUUGAACAGAGACUUUUCUCCUGCAGCAGCAGCAGCAGAGCCCUGCGGUCUGUUGGGCUGAGAUGAAGCAGAGGUCCCACAGAGCUGCCCCAGCCCUCACCGAGCGCACAGAGCCAUCUUUGCCCAUGGAAGGGAAGGGACAGAACGUGGCCUGCAGGCUGGGAUGUGGGCACGGUGCUGGACUCUCACAUUUCCUGCUUUAGCACAUUGCUGGUGUGACAUAAAGCCGUGUGAGUGCAGGCAGACCCACUGCUGUGUCCCCAGGGCUGGGAGGUGACAGAGGGGCAAGCAGACAAGGGCUGUGCAUCCCUCACCGUGCCCCAUCUCCCUGCCUGCUCUUCGCUGCGCCCCCAUCCCUCAGCCACAAAGGUUGGCUCUGUCCCUUUCCUUCCAGUUUUCCUCUCCCCCCCCCCGCUGCAGAGCUCCGUGGCUUUGCUGCCGCUCUUCGGCAGGGACCAUCCCUCCAUCUCCCCUUCCUUUGUUCCCUUGAUCUCUGUGGGGCGCUGGAUUACUUUGUAAAUAUUUAAACUCUGCUUCUGUGGUUUCAUAAUCCUGAUGGUAGGGGAAAUAAACUUCUGUGGAUGUCUC
Lagopus leucura (white-tailed ptarmigan) is the source of this 4248-nucleotide messenger RNA. RefSeq names its product transmembrane protein 222 (gene TMEM222). Lineage: Eukaryota; Metazoa; Chordata; Aves; Galliformes; Phasianidae. The coding region runs from base 1082 to 1564 and encodes 160 amino acids. The transcript is spliced from 6 exons. The record is from RefSeq and is a predicted model, not a curated record.